Molecule: messenger RNA, 2024 nt
Organism: Scophthalmus maximus (turbot)
Lineage: Eukaryota; Metazoa; Chordata; Actinopteri; Pleuronectiformes; Scophthalmidae
Product: ATP-sensitive inward rectifier potassium channel 1-like
Exons: 2
Coding region: 221-1357 (378 amino acids)
Biological process (GO): regulation of monoatomic ion transmembrane transport; potassium ion import across plasma membrane
Cellular component (GO): plasma membrane
Molecular function (GO): ATP-activated inward rectifier potassium channel activity
Source: RefSeq, a predicted model, not a curated record
CUUCUCCAUCUGGGCGAUGAAAGGAAGCCGCGGCCGCCACUCCGAGACAACCGCCGUCCUCUGGCAGCUCUCGGUGGCUGGUCCCCGGCGUCUGUGUGCGUGGGGGCAUGUGGCUGGGAUUAGGGAAUUUCACUGUGGAUUAAAAUCUCCCCCCGACAACGCCUCCGUGGCCACUUGCUGAAAGAAAAGGAGUCUGUGCGGUGAGCAGCGCGAGAGGUCCAUGGUCUCAGGCCGCAGCUCCAGGAUGCUCCGGCUGCUCCAGGGCCCCCGAGGUUGCAGGUCCCGCCUGGUGACCAAGGACGGGCGCUGCAACAUUGAGUUCGGCAACAUCCAAUACGGCAGCCACUUUGCGUACCUGGCCGACUUCUGGACAACCUUCGUGGAGAUCCGCUGGCGCUUUGUCUUGCUCCUGUUCGUGGCCUCGUUCACGGGCAGCUGGUUCAUUUUCAGCCUGCUGUGGUACUGGGUCGCCAAGAGCAACGGGGACCUGACCGGACAGAACCGCACGGAGGGACACGUCCGCUGUGUGGACAAUGUCAGCGGCCUCACGACGGCGUUCCUCUACUCCCUCGAGACGCAGACCACCAUUGGGUACGGCGGCAGGGCGCUGACCGGGCACUGCGCCGGCACGGUGGCCCUGAUCGUCGUCCAGUCGCUGGUCGGCGUCUUCAUCAACUGCUUCAUGUGCGGCGUCGUCUUGGCCAAGAUCUCGUCGCCCAGGAAAAGGGCCAAGACCGUCACCUUCAGCGGCACGGCGGUCGUCUGCCUGAAGGAAGGCAGCCUGUGUCUCCUGAUCCGAGUGGCCAACCUCCGGAAGACCCUGUUGAUCGGCAGCCAGAUCUACGGGAAGCUGCUCAAGACGUCCGUCGCGCCGGACGGGGAGACCGUCAUCCUGGACCAGGUGGACAUUGACUUCACGGUCGACGCUGGCAAGGACCACUUGUUCUUUGUUUGCCCCCUGACCCUCUACCACGUCAUCGACAGGUCCAGCCCCUUCUACGAGCUGUCGGCCGACACCCUCCCCCAGCAGGACUUUGAGUUGGUGGUCUUUCUGGACGGCACGGCCGAGUCCACCGGCUCCUCGUGCCAAGUGCGAACCUCCUACAUCCCGCAGGAGAUUCAGUGGGGAUACAGUUUCCUGCCCAUCAUCUCCCGCACCAAGGCGGGAAGGUACCGCGUGGACUUCUCCAACUUCUCCAAGAGCGUCCGCGUCGCCACGCCGCACUGCGUCCGCUGCUCCGAGGCCGACGCCGACCAGAGGAACCACAACAGCCGCGGCCGGCAGAAGACCGGCAUCGACAACCUCGGCUUCCAGGUGAACGAGCCCGGCGACUUCGUGGACGUCACCAGAAUGUGAACGGAGCCCGAGAGGAAGUUGUCCUCAGACUGAGAGUGAAAGCUUGGCGAAAUCGGGAUGCGGCACACGCAUAGUGUUUGUAACUUCCUUUCCGGUGAAGUUUCACUGUUAGUCAGACUUUGUGGAAAACGCAGAAUUCCCCGGGGGCGACUUUUUUCAAAUUACUGUCGACACUUUUUGCCUCGAAGCGGCGAAAACAUUCAACGCUGUUAAACGAGAAAAAAAAACUUGAGCGAGAGCUGAGCUGCUCCUUUCAAUGGAAGCGUCCAUGGGACUUUGUGACGGUGAUGUGUGGAAGCUGGAGGACGACGGAUUGGAGGUUGGACGUGUAGAGAAAUGAAAGGGGUAAAAUACUGGAUGGCACAGCGGGCGCCACCGGAGGAGAUUAGGGCCUGAGCCUUUUAUGAUGAAAAAACUGUGGGCUGCAACGGCUGCGCCAGGACAAAAAAGAAAUUAGGAGAGGCCUUUAGAGUUUCCUCAUUAUUCCUACUAAUUUGCUAACUUGUUGACUCGUGUGCCUUGAUAAUAAGGAAACUGCGAACGUAGCUCCGGUGAACGAGACCAUUUCAACUGUGACCAGUCUGCGAUUCGUAGGUCAGGUUGUGUAACACAGGAACUUCUCAGGGAAACUAACUUCUGUAGGCGGAAUAAACUUCUUCUUAUCUCA